This is a messenger RNA of Plodia interpunctella (Indianmeal moth), 15866 nucleotides long. It is a transcript of the gene kon, whose product is annotated as kon-tiki. Gene Ontology annotation, biological process: anatomical structure morphogenesis. Bases 359 to 7423 code for a protein of 2354 amino acids. The record is from RefSeq and is a predicted model, not a curated record. NCBI's taxonomy places the organism in Eukaryota, Metazoa, Arthropoda, Insecta, Lepidoptera, Pyralidae. The transcript is spliced from 25 exons.
GAAAAUAUUGUUUGGUGUGAACUGUGAGGUUUGGCGUGUGUAAAAAUAAAAUUACUUCGUUGAGUUGAUUCUAAUACGAAUUACAGCUAGAUUUCCGAGUUAUUAGUAUUUAAGUGGUUUAGAAAUAUUACCAUCAUGCUGUUUUGUGACGGUUUAUAUGUGAUUGUUCUGCAUUGACGAUCGAAAAGUAGUUUCAAACAUCGCCACGCCUAACCCCUGCGAUGCACCCCCAAUUUCGUAAUUAUCUGCAAAUAUACAGAUACAUGUGCACUGUAGUACUUUACAUAUAGCUAGGAUAGCUACACUGACGAUGUGCUGAUCCGGAGUUUAUAUUCGUGUUCUUUUCUUUGUUUUAAAAAUGAAACUUAUUCUAAUUUUAUCCUUCUUUUCGCUGGCCUCUGCCUAUGAUAAAGCCUCAUUUUAUGGCGCCAGCUAUAUUUCUUAUCCACUGCAAGAGGCCAAAGGAGUUACCGAUAUCAGUUUCCGAUUCCGGACUCAUUUGUCUGAUGCUUUGCUGUUGCUGGCUGCGGGCAAAACUGACUACUGCAUGAUCCGCUUAGAAGGAGGUAGAUUAAAACUCCACAUCAACCUUGGCGCUGGCGAGAGUGAGUUGUCGUCACCUAAAGGAUUGCACCUGAACGACACUCAAUGGCAUCAUGUCAGCAUUGUUCGGAGAGAGGCCAACCUCACUAUGAAGGUGGACGAUACUGCUGUAAAAAAGAAACUACCCGGAAGAUUCUUCGAGCUCAACAUUCAUUUCGGAGUGUUCCUCGGUGGCCAAGGGGACUUCUCGGAGCUGUUUCUAGGCCACAUGGAGAACUUCAGGGGAUGCAUGGAGGAUGUAUUUUACAACGGCGUGAAGAUAAUAGAGAAGGCGCGAAGUCGCAGUGGCUCAGUGCACGUGGAGGGCGUCACAUGGAACUGCGCUCCGGAGUUCGAUGCCGACAUCAAUUCUGACAUCAGCUUCGUCGACGAAGGCGCCUAUCUUAUACUGCCGAAGAUCAACUCCAGAGCUGGUGGAAGAUGGAACAUAGAAUUCAAGACGAUAACCCAGAACGCCAUAAUCCUAUACAACGCUGGCGGUGGCCGCGGUUCAGAUUUCCUAGCAGUCGAGAUCCUAGAUGGCGUUGUGCGAGUCAAGAUGGCGCGAGGCCAGAUUGUCCACACGUUGAGGGUCAACGACGGACAAUGGCACAAGAUGCAUCUCACGUUCAACCCUUCGCUUAUUGAGCUGACAGUGGACAAUAUCGCUAUGAGCACGCGAAUCGAGAGUGGCGGCACGAGGUAUCUGGAUCUAUCUGACUCUUUCUUCCUCGGCGGGAUAGAGAGUGAGAAGAGACAGCGGGCCUUCGCUAAGGGGAUCAAGGCCGCCGAUUCUAGUAUUAUGGGCUGCAUAAAGCCUAUAGAAGUGGACGACAAGUUGUUGGGCCUGCCAAACGCGGUGGUGACGUAUGGGGUCAGUCCUAAAUGUGUGUGGUGGUAUCCGUGUCACGCGAACCCCGCCAAUUCGCCGUGCGUGCCACGGGCCACGUGCGAACAGCACGGCGUCGAUCAUUUCACGUGCAAGUGUGACACGGAUCUGUGCAUCAACCCAGAUUACGCUGAGAAGUAUAAGGUGUACUCCAAAUCAAGCAGUGAGUUAGAACUGGUCGCUCUCUACCCCCUAACGGUCCAAGAGGGGGGUGUGGCCGUCAUAACCACCCAGAACAUAGACGUGGUCCUCGACCACCACAAAUAUGGCGUGAGGCCCUCCGGAGUCCUGCUCCACGUGGCCACAUCUCCUCAACACGGACGGAUUGCCGUGGAUCUGUCGCUGCAGAGAAAUUUGCCCCAGUAUACUAAUUAUAUUGAAGCCGAUGGCAAGAUGAAGCAGUUCUUCACGCUGAUGGAUCUUUCUAGAGACAAGGUUCGUUAUGUCCACGACGGCUCAGAAAACCACCAAGACGCCAUUGUCCUCGACAUGGAGCUCAUCCCUGAGACGAAGUUCACCCUCCCCAGUUACUUGCAGGGCAGGAACACGUUUGUGCUACACGUGAACAUAACUCCGGUCAAUGACCCCCCUGUGUUGAACCUAUUGCCUGGGAAGGUGUUGAGGCUUACUCAGGGCACAAGAAAAGUGAUCACGUCGGACAUACUGAAGGCUGAAGAUCCAGACACACCGCCAGAAGAUUUGCUGUACACUGUACUGCAUGGGAAGAAUGAAGUUGGCAGUGGGCACAUAGAAAUGUCCGGACAGCCGGUGGACUCGUUCACACAACAAGACGUCAACGCAGGCGUCAUCUCGUACGUGCACGGCACCAACACUGACAAACAGCUCAACAAAACUUCUCUCAGGCUCACCUUGCAGGUGUCAGACGGCAUAGAAACGAGUGGGCCAGGUAUCCUGCGUGUGUCCAUAGUGCCGCUGCAGGUGCGCCUCGUCAACAACACUGGUCUGCAACUGGUCCACAACUCUUAUGCGAUUGUUUCCGCCGAUAACCUCACAUUCACGACUAAUGCCGACGAGAAUAAUGUUCAAGUCAAAUACGACAUAGUAAAACCGCCACAGUUCGGCGUGGUGGAACGACUGCGUGUGCUAGACGGCACUUGGCAGACUGUGGAUUCGUUCACCAGUGAAAUGGUUAACUUCGGCCGCGUGCGCUACAUGCAUCUGCUCGGCAACCCCAGCCACGACGAGUUCAAGUUCAAAGCGUCCGUGGGCUCAAUACGAACGAACACGCUCUACGACUUUCGACUUACAUUCAUAAAACUCGAACUAUACCAGUCGAUCAACGAAGAAUUAGUGCUGAACAACACUCGAGAAGCCUUCAUAUCCUCCCAACAUCUGCGGUUCAAAACCAAACCGUUGUCUCUAUCCAACGAUCGCAUUCAAUACACCAUACUACGGGCCCCUAAAUACGGAAUCCUACACCUCUCUUUAGGAAAACAUCAUCUCCAAACGCAUAGCACGUUCACCCAACAGCACAUUGACACAGAUCAACUAUGGUACAGAUUACAUAGAAGGGCCUAUUCUCAUAUACAAGACGAAUUCUCAUUCGUUGUCGGAGCGACAGAAUGCGAAAAUAUUACUGGAGUGAUGACAAUAAAACAUACACCUGCAUCAAAUUCAGCUGAACACCCUCAAGGUCGUAUGCGAAUGACUUUGGAACGAUUACAAGUGACUGAAGGAUCAAGAAUGGUCAUUCCCGCAACGCAUCUGAACUUCCGAACGGAAACUGUCACCAAUCUAGUGUUCAACAUCACCCGGUUGCCGAAACACGGCAAAAUCGAAGUGAUCAAUGAAAGCUUGAAGAUCGUUAGGGAUAAUACGACCUAUUUUACUUUGCAAGAGUUGAAUUCAGAUAGAGUGUAUUACUCUCACGAUGACUCAGAAAGUAAGCACGAUUCGUUUCAUUUCAUGGCCCUGAGUCCCGAGCCAGAGGAUUUCCAAUAUGUUGGAGUGUUUCAUAUUGAUAUUAUACUCAAGAAUGACAAUAGUCCAGUGCGUGCAAACAACAAUGUGUUCCAUAUCGUACACGGCGGUGCUAGGUUGAUAACUUCGAGGGAUUUGAGUUAUUCUGACGCGGAUUUGGACACGAAGCCUUCGGACAUAAUAUAUACAGUACAAAGAAAUACGAAUGACCCUCCUAACGGUGGGAUAUUCCGGGCUGAUAACCCCUCAGAGCAGAUAGCGACGUUCUCCCAGGACGAUAUAAAUAAGAACUUAGUAUUGUUCAAACAUCAGGGUAAGGAGUAUGGGAAGAUGGCGUUUUGGAUUUCCGACGGAUUGUUCGAUGUGAAUGGCAACCUGGAGAUCCAGGCGUCCCCUCCGUUCAUAAGGAUGUAUCCCACUAACGGAUCUAUUGUGGAAAAUGGGAAGGCGGUGGUUAUUACUUCUAGAGAUUUGCAGGUGGACACCAACAUGAACUGUUUAGACGAGGACAUCCACUACGAAAUCACACUGGAACCAAAACACGGCAGCAUAGAAGUGGGGGCGGGAGCGGAGGCCUACGCCUUCACACAGCUAGACGCCGCUGUCGGCAGAGUGGCAUACAGACAUCGACAGCCGGACACAGCCACUGACCAAUUCACAUUCAAAGUGAUGUGCCUGGACACCUGGGGCGAAGGCACCUACCCCAUAAAGAUAUUCCCGUCGAGCUACUGGGAGCCACUCAGGGUUGCCACCAACAAAGCAUUGGUGGUCGAGGAGUCCACCAGCGUCAAUAUCACCAAAGACGUCCUUGAGGUGAUGCACCCACAAAUCGAACCAUCGAAUAUCGUAUACAAAGUCGCCGAAGGCCCCUACUACGGGUGGCUCGAAAUCACGUCCACACCGCUUUCAUUCGAACUCGAGAACUACGAGGAGCCCGUACACACCCGAGUGUUCGAUCAAUCGAUAAUAAACGUCAAUCGAUUGAUGUACGUGCAAUCUGGCGUGAAUCGAACUAGAGAUCGAAUCAAAAUGGACGUGACUAACGGGAUAGUUUGGUUGAGAGAUGUAGAAUUGUCUAUAAUAAUAAUCCCUGAGCACUUUUACGUGGUAGCGACAAAUUUGACGGUCGUCGAAGGAGAGGUUGUGAGCGUGAAGCCAGAUUUGUUCAGGACAGUCACGGAUUACUAUCGUGGGAAAGUCGUGUCGUAUAAAGUGAUGGAGAAACCGAUGUACGGGAAGAUCGUGAUGAUGGACCAGGAGCUAGCGUUGUUGCCCGUUUUGAAGCUCAAUUCUGGGAAUAUACAGUACGUCAACGAUGGCUCGGAAGAAUCACUGGACACAUUCAAGUUGGUGGCCGUGACGGAGACGGGGAAGGAGUCUGAACCGUUUCCAGUUUAUGUCAACAUCGUGCCAGUGAAUGACGAGACGCCUAUAGUCGCCGCUAACACAGGGCUGUGUGUGUGGGAAGGGGGCACGUUCACUUUUACCAGGAAUGAGCUGUAUGUAAACGACAUAGACACGCCAUUAGAUAACGUGACGAUCCGCGUGGUGGACAUAGUGUCCGGCUACAUUGCAAUGAGCAACGCCCCAGAUUCUAGCGUUGACCAUUUCACGCAGGCCGACAUCGAUAGUGGUCGAGUUCUGUUCGUGCACACAGAGGGCUCCAAAGGCAAGAUGAUAUUCAAUGUCACCGACGGCCUUCACGAACUGUCCAAAAUAACCUUUCUAAUCACAACCAAAUCCGUGUCCUUGAAACUUGUCAGAAAAAACAAUUUACGCGUAUUCCCACUUAUGAGGGAACCUCUGAACAACUACUUAUUGAUGUCCAAAUGUUCGGAUUUGACCAGAACAAUUAUAUAUAAAGUUGAUCGCGCGCCAACUUUGGGACGCCUCGUCAUGUUGAACGGGGAAAACCACCACAGAUCCAUAAAACAGUUCACCCAACAAGACGUCAAUAACUCCAUAGUAUAUUACGAGCAUACGCACCCGUUUUCAGACCUGUACACAAACGAUUCUUUCAUAUUCACCGUUGAAGCGCCUUUGGCAAAACCGAUAGCCGACCAAGUUUUCAACAUCGAUAUAUCUGUUUCCACUGGAGGCCUAGCGAAAUACGUUUACGUUCCUCAAAUAAAAGUCCAAGAAGGCCAUAAAGUGCCAAUUAUAGUUAACGUUACUAAUGUAAUAGCCUAUUUGGAGACGCAGGCCGGCUUGAGACAGCCUCAAGUGGAAGCCCAAUGGUCUCAACCGGCAUACGGAGACUUGCAGCCACCGAUAUCGUCCCUAACCCAGUCUCAACUCGAAGGGGGCGUGGUCAACUACGAACACGACGACUCAGACACUCUACAUGACAAAAUAGACAUGGCUUUAUUCCUACUACCCGAUUACGUACUCCUUUGUAAUAUAACUAUACCAAUUAACAUUAUACCAGUGAACGACCAGCCUUUUAGAUUGCUGACCGACACCCCUCAAAUACAAGUGGUGCAAGGAGAGAAUUACACGUUAACAAGAAAAGAUUUGUUGACGGAAGAUGCCGAUACGGGACCCGCUGGCAUUUUAUAUGAUAUCAUCAGCGGCCCAACGCAAGGACGCAUAGUCAUGUUGGAUAAAAAUCAAACUAUAGACGAAGCGCAAAGCAUAAAUAAAUUCACCCAAGAGGACGUUAACAACGGCAGAGUUAUAUACGAACAUUCAGGAAUUUUGCAGACUGCUACAUUCUAUUUUAGAGUGUGGGAUGGCCAAUUCAAACCUACGUACACAGUUUUCACGAUAGAUGUCGUGCCGGUGAUACUAAAUGCCACUUCCAUGCGACCUAUAAGUUUGCAGCAAGGAUCGAACGUCGCGUCAAUAUCUCCUGACCAAAUUUACAUAGAAACUAACGCAGCCGUGGCCAAAGUUUGGUACAAUAUAACUCGAGAACCGUUACACGGAAUGAUAUACGUUGGACGUAAUCCAGUUAACUAUUUUUCUCACAAAGAUUUAGUCGAUAGAGUAGUCAUAUACAUGCAGAACGAUAUGACAACAGCAAACGAUAGUUUUGACUUGAUCGCGUACGUCCACAAUAGUAAUUCCACCCCGCCUUUCACUAUAACCGUCACUGUACAACCUUUGAUGAAAUUGGGUGAAUUGAGGGUAGAAGGAGACAAAGCGAAGAUAACUUUAAACAUAAUGGAUGCGACAGGCUUAGCGAAACUGACUGCAAGCGAUCCUGUGUAUACAAUAUUGCGGAAACCUAGAUAUGGGACUAUAAAGAAGAUUAUAAGAAGUUCCGGGGAAAAAACAAGUGCGAGGGAGAGAGAAGUGAGCUAUUUCACUCACGAGGACAUCAAGGCGGGAGUGAUAUACUUCGUUAGCAAAAGGAAGUCUGUUUUGAACGGCGUUGAGGAUACGUUUAGGUUUUUGUUGGCGGCAACCAUUUUUCAGCCGGCGGCCGGAGAUGUGAGGAUUCUUAUAGGGAAUAGGCCGAAGAAGAAUCUCCCUGGACCCAAUGAUCCAGAAAGUCAUGAAGGCGUGCCGGUUGCUAACGGCGAAACUGCGUCAUAUUACAUGAUGAUCCUAAUGGCGCUGUCAGGCACUGUGCUAGCCAUACUUGUCAUAUUUGGACUGCUCAAAUGUAGGAGGUACCUUCUACGAGAUCAAAACGCCCUAGUCAAGAUACACGGACAAAGCCAAGGGGUUGUGGCGCCUAUUCCGCUUCCAAGACCGCCGGAUCAUUUGAUGCCGUCGCCUGCGCAAGGCACGCCGCCUAUCAAACGAUACGUGUCAUCAGAACAAUCAGUGCACACUGCGGCGUCUACCCCAUUGCCAUCAGGCGGUAGUGUCGCAUGUAAAGUGACGCCAUUGGCUGAUCCGAUGUUGCCCGAUGUCAACGCCCGCUAUCCCUACGGCGCUGACGACCAUACUGACGCGGAAGAUUGGAGUAGCUAUGAGGCGAGCGAGUCAGCUUUCCCCGUGAGGGCCCCGGGCGCCGCACCCGCCAACCCAAUGCUGCGACGCAACCAAUAUUGGGUCUGACCCAUACACACUGCCACACUACCCACGCCCCGCAGACAAGUGACCCUAACUGAACACUCAGGAUGCGUAACCCUGACCCGUCGUCUGCAAGAACGAAAGGUCGAAAUGGUGCCAACGCCAUUCUUACUCAGCAAUUACAAGGUCAAACAUGCCAGUCGAGAAAUCACUCUGUAAGCCCUACUUCUUUUAUAUUAAAAAAAUAUUAUACCGUCGUGUCUGAUUGGUAUUGAAUUUUAUCCUUUGUUUUUUUACACCAAUCAAAAAUGGAAUGUUCACUUUUUGUUACUCGCGUUGUUUUUAAAUUAAACCAGAAUAAAUUUUGUAUUGGAAUUAAAAUUGAAUUAAAUUUUCUGCUAGAACCCGGCUCCAUUGCUCUGUUGCGUCAACGCAGCGCGUUGCCGAUCCGCUGUCCUCCGUUGGUUUUGAAAUUGACGUACGAAUCUCCAAUACAAUUUUGUGUUGUACGUUGACGGACGUCGGAGCAUUGGGACCGGGCCUACACGUAAUAGGGUAGUUGUCAAAUGUGUCAAAAACAAAAAUGUAUUGGGCUUGUAUGAUAGUGGCCACAAGUGACCUCACAAAUGUUGAAGGCAAAUACCGUUUUAAUUAUACUUUAAUAAGAAUAAGAUUAAUAAGAACAAAAAACAAGAACAACAAAAAACCGUUUUAAUAAGAACAAAGAAAUAAGAAAUAUUACUAAUUAAAUUGAUCAAUUAAAGUGACAUACAUUUUUAUUUAUACACAGGCAACUACCUUUUUGUUCUAUAUGAUCGUCCCAUUACCGUCUGAGUUAUCUAGAACAUUAGUUUACCUAACUGUUAUUACUGGCAUGGUGUAAAACGGUUGACCAAUGAAAUAAAAUAAAUUCAUCGCACAAAUUAUAUUAAGUAACACAUAUUGGAUGGGUUAUUACGAAUAGAAUUGUAACCAAGUGAAAGCUACUUCAAUUUCUUAAUCAGGUACCUAUAAAAGGUUAUAAUACCUUUUUUUUUUUUUACUAAUAAUUAUGUGUUAAGUAACAGAAAAAUAAAAAGUAAUGAGGCCCAAGUUAUUGAGUUAUGAUAAUUUUAAGUAUAAUAUAUUGACAAUUGAAGUUUUUGUCCACAUUUAUAAUACGUUGAAAAUAUAUAUGUUCAACCGAAUUGGACAAUGAUUAUGAAGGUGCGUUUAGUUAUAGAUUAGAUAUAGUUUUAGUGUUACCAUUACACCAAUAAAAACAGAAAUAAGCAUUUAUAGAUCAUUUUCAUAACAGAGUUUUGCAGCUGUAAAUUUGCGUUCAUUGAAAAUUGUGCUUUAAGGAGUCAUCGGUAAACAUAUUUUACAUUGACAAUAAGAGACGCUGUAAGCGAGAUUAUGGCAAAUUUGUUGACAAUGCAAAAUAUGUCUUCAGCGGAUGCUUUAAAGCUUACAUUUCAAUGAACGUAAUUAAAUAAGAUCUGCCACCAUUGUUAGCAAUUAACACACUCGAAAAGAAAAAAAGAAUGAACAUAAUUUUCAAAUAGAACCAUAGACUUUUAGUACAUCUUGAAUGCGUGAAAAAAGGGUGCAUACGCGUUUCAUUCUUCAAAAUAUGUAAUCGAUGAUUCGAUCGAUUUAGUUUAUGUUAUUAACGCCUUAAUCGAUAUAUUGAAUAAUUGAUACAGUAACAUAACCUCGAUAAUAGAAUAGAUUUUAGUAUGACUUAAUUAAAACAUCACAGUACCAUUAUACAUAUAGUAAAAGAUAUAUUUUUAAAGUUAUACAACGCAUAGUAGAGUAUGUAAGUAUACACAAGUGACUGUAUUAAAUCUCGCUUUAUUUCUUAAUAUGUAUUCUUUUGGUCUUAAACUAAUUUUAGAAGUAUUAAUAUUAGUGGCUAUAAUAUAUUUUUGUUUUUAUUUAUGUCAUUGCAUUUAUGUGUGUCAAACCAAACUGAGGGUCUUUGUCCUCCUCUUAUGAUUGUGUGCAUAGUUUUUAACCCCUUAGAAUUUGGCGACUAAAGCCUUUUCUGUGGCGACUUUUUCUGUAUUUUUCUGAAUAUAUUAAUUAUACGCAUAUUACCAAUAAUAAUAAUAAUAAUAACAACCUCUCUACACCCUUAGCCGCCCACGUCAAUGUUGCCCCUUUGUCGCCAAUCACGGCGACUGAUUUGAGGGGCCCAUCCAGUGAGCGGCGAGUCACCACCUGCCACUGAAUAGUCAGUUAUCAUGAUUAUGGCAGGUGACCGAACUCUUUGCAAUAGCCCAUUCUCAGUCCAUCCAAAUUUCAUUAUAUAAACCAGUAUUUCUUUCCAUUAUUCUGCAAUAGUUCACACUCCCGCCGAGACCUGCUCAUGGGCAUAUCAUUUCAUUGGUAUAUCCGGGAGCGGGUUUUGGCGGGAGACCUACACAACAUCAACAUUCUCCAAAGGGCCUCUACGUGUUGGAUCCAUAUCCCCACGCAAGCCUCUCAAAGGACCGGACUUAGUGCCGUGAAUCCCAAAAGGAGAUACAAAUAAUAAUAAAAAAUGGAACAGAAUGUGCAUUUGCUGCAAAAAGAAUAAUGCUAAGAAAAAAGGUAAACUAGCGGUCGUUGUGUAGUAAUAUUGUCGAUGCAAAACGCUUUAGUCGCCCCGGAAAACUAUUGUUAGAGAUUGUGAUUGACUUUUUUGAUAGAAAUUUGUGCUCGCGGCCUCUCCGGUUGGUUUAAUACUCCAAGCAGCAUUUGAUUUGGCUUUAUUGUAGCAUUUAAAUAUAUAUUUAUUGGUUAUAGAUGAAUAUUCUAAACGAACGAUCCUAUCGAAUAUUACCUCAUACCGUUGAACUGACUGGAUUUAAAUAGUUUAAUGAAUAAUCUCAGCAAUAAACUAAAGAUAAUAUUACAAGAGCAAUGUAAAUAGCCAUGCAAGUUACAGGCCUUGGGCGUUGGGCCCGACUAAGUGACGUGACGUGGGACCUGGUAUUCUUAUACGCAACUUGUUAUUACCGUAACAAUAAGUAAGUUACACCAGUCAACUUUGACGGUGAAUUUGGCCGGCGCGCCGCUGACGUUUAGACAUAAUGGUUAACUUUGCGUUUUUCUGCACAGUGAAAAGUUGACUGGUGCAACCGACUCUAAAAGUAUAUGUGAGAAACCAAAAAUUCGUGUGACGUAACAUAACAUUACUUUGAAUAUAUAGACAAUAGUGGCAAGUUAUAUGCUUGGCGCGUCAUUUUUGAAACUGUGAUUCACUGACAACAUCGAUAUAAAUUCCGUAUUUUUGAAUGGUUAUAUGACGAAUGAUUUGAAACUAGUGUUAUAGAUUGACAGGUAAAAGCCUCCAAUGGUUUAAUUAAUGUGAAGUAGUUUGACAUUCGUUUCCUUCCAUGCGUCACAAAGUCAAAAUUAACGCUCGGAAAUUAAGAGGCACGGUAGUAAGUUAUGCGCGACGCUUCAAAAUUAAAUUGCCCAGAAGUUCUGUAUAUUACAUACAUAGGAUAAUACACCCAUAAAAUCCUAUCUAGGUCCUAUUAUAAUGACUUGUUCUCAUAGUUUGUUUGCUACUUUGAAAGCCAAAAGUCCACCGAGGACUUAGUUUAAUUUUGCUCGCGUUUCUUUAGACCAGUAUUUUUAUAUUUUGAGAAAUGUACUGCCAAUUAUGAAACUGACCUCAGCUAUGGAAGUUAAGUUACUUGAGGACGUUUCGUUUUACUAUAAUGAGUCGAGUUAGACCAAUUUGUUAUUCGAUAUGCCAAUAUAUAUUUUAAAUGCCUAGAACCAUAGACUGUAUAAAUAAAGUUAUAGAUUUAUAUACGCACUAUAUAGAAUAUUUUGUUUUGGGCCUUUGGGUUUCCGUGGCAUAAUUUUUAUAAGGCUAUAUUUAAGUUGUGUGUUGUGCAGAGAAAACCUCAUGUAGCCACAUGAGAUAGAACUAUUCUCUAACUUUUCUCUCGUGUAUUUCUAAUACGUUUUUCUCAUUCUUGUAUGAGCGAAAUGGAAGAUACGACGAUGUCUAAAGUUUUCUCUGUCUACGGUGUUAAAUUUAGUGUACAACCUGCCAAUCAAAACAGGUAGACGUAUGGAAGAGGAAAAUUAGUAUUUAAUCUAUAAAUAUAUAGAUGCCAAAAUAACUUUCUGUUAUAAUGUGCCGAUUUGAUGAAGUUUUUUAACUUAUAGUUUAGAUAUAAUGUCGGGGCACUAGUAUUAACCCAAAUAUACUAACAUAUGUUUGUUUAUUAGAUAUAGAGUAUCCGCUAAGUGCAAGAGCACGCGGCGUGUUCUACCCGUCUCUUUCAUAAGUGUAGCGCGUGACAGAAAUAUUUGACACGCGACGGAUCCGCGCCAUCUCUUUCGCACGUAAGAAUGUGACUGAGACGGGCACAGACCGCUGCGUGCUCAGCGCAACGGACACCUUAGACUCCAUUUGAAUGAGUCAUAACGCCAAUGCCAGUGCCAAAGUGACUCUUAUACAAUCGUUUAUUGUUUGUUAGGUAUUUCAUAUAAUUAACUAGACUAAUUUUAUUUAAAUUAAGUAAUUAAUUUAGCUUAAGGCUUCCUAAACCGAACUAAGUUGAGGUGUAACGAAUAAUUUCUAUUUUUUUAAGCUAGGCUGUUAGGAUAAGUGUGCCAUUGAUUACUUAUUUUGUACUUAAAAUAUUAUUGUUAGUCUAUCGUUUAACACAGUCAAAUCCACGGAUAAGUGAGAUUGAAUGGAAUUUUAAAUUGAUAUAUUUGGGCAUCGGGCAAGAAAGAGUUAGUGAAGCAUUUUAGUUUAUGAUGUUUAGAUAUGUGAAAUUGAGAAGGCAAUAGGAGAUCACUCCUGAAUAUAGCCUCCUCCAUACAGAAAUUGUAGUAUGUGUUUUAUUUUCCAUACUGACAACCAUGAGGAAUAUACAGGAGGAAAAGUUAAUUAAAUUAAUAAUUUGAUUAAUGUGGGUUAACAACGGAACCUUUUGGCCUUUAUUAAUAUAGCCAGAUUGCCAACAAACCAAUGUUAUAUUCCGAGCCGAUUUACGAUAUAGAAAAUUAUGAAUAUUAUUAACAACAAAAAUGCUAUAUGCAACCUACAUUCGACUGUGGCGUCUGCUGAUGAGUGACGAAAAUGAAAGUGACGACACGAUUUUUCAUUUAAUUUUUUAAAAACGUAACCUAACUAUCGUAUCUAACUUAACAGUACGAGUUGCAAACUGUGGCUCUUACACUAUCAUUUCGGUAAAGGUACUGCGUUAAACGUUAGAUAUGUUUAUUUAAAAAACUAUUUUUCAUUUGGAGUAUUCCGACUAUAUAUACUGAUGGUGGCUUAAUAUGAUGUACAUAAUUUGAUUUUAAGCUUUAAACGUUAAAGUUUAAAAUCGAUUGAGUCGGUUACAGGAAUUACCUUUUUUCCUCCGUAGUAAAUUCUAAUAGAAACAUUAAUCGCUCUGUAAAAAAAAGUGCCUAGUUUCAUAGUACGGUGAUAAGAUUUCGCGUUUCAUAGAAUUGUUUUAAGGUCAAGAGACUCAUAGCAUUUAUAGAUGUAACUGUAUGCAGAACAAUUACUAUACUAUUAAAGUUCAUUUAUAUAAUGUAACACACUCUAAAAAUAUAUACUACUAAUGUUUAUUUGCAAGGUUAUAUAGGUAUAUAAGUAGCAAGUAAUUUUGCAACAAUUUUGAUAUUUCAAAGAAAUCUAAUUUUAAACUUCCGCGCUGUAUUAUUAAAUAUAAACAAACAAGUGUAUAGGGUAAAUGGGUGUUUCUCAGAGCGUUUCGACUAAUGCGGCCGCGCUGUCAUUACACAUUUUCAAGUUAAAAGAAAUACAAGAAUUAGUUUUACUAUCAGAUUUUAAAGUAAUUAAUUUUAUGAAUGAUUGAUUUUGGAAAUGAUUAAUUUCUCCAGAAAAUUCACGGAUCGUAAUGACAGCCCAGUCGCAGUGGUCGAAACGCUCUGAGAACCACUGUACUUUUUUGUAUCGAGUAAAAAAUGUAGAUGCGCGAUUCACUAAUUAUUUGUUUUUCUUUGAUAAUUAUUACUACUUUUUUAAAAUAAGAACUGUCUCCUUUACUUCCUCAAAGUUUCAAAAUAUGUUUUUUUAUAGUUCUCCUCAGGUGUUUCAAGUGAACUUUACCUCAGAUUUUCGACGAAUAAUAUUUUAGUUUGUAAUCAAAGAAUUUAUUUUGGAAAGCCAAAGUUUAACUUUAAUCAUUUAUUACUAACAUAUUUUCCAGAAUUAUAACGCACGUAUUCUUCUUGAAUUCUUAUACUAUGUCUAGCACAAUGUCUUAGUUGUAAGAUUAAUUAAUAAUAAUCGUCUUCAUUUAAAAAUAACACGAAAAAUAUUAAAUAAACCGAGACGGGUGGAAAAAUGAGGGGGGGGAGACUUUUGCCCAGCUGUGGGACACAUCACACAGGUUUGCUAAGGAGAUAAUCAUAUGGUUAGGUUACAGCAUCAUAUUUUAGUUGGCAAUUUAAUUAAUAUUUUUGUCAAUUUACUUAAACUUAAAUUACUUGAAUUGCGCAGUGGUUAAGGGAAUACAUUUUUAUUAUUGGUUGCUAUGGUUUUUGUGGUUGGUUUUUAAUUUUUUUUUAAUACUUAAUACUCCCACUCAAAUUAAAAAAAUACACUACAUUGACAUAUAUAGCGCCUGGAUUAUUUACUCACAAAAUAACGGCGUAAGUAAUAUCAGGUAUACUUAGCAGUUUCGCAGUUUUCUAUCAGAGAUAUCUGAUUCAGAUCCAUUGAUGAGGUCAAUAAAGCUCAAUAAACAUUGCCGUACCGUCAUCUUUGUUCCAUUGCGCUUGCGCUGCAGUUUCAGUUGGUUUUGGAGUUUCAAUGUCGAAGCCUUUUGCUCUCGAGGCGCACUUGACCUGGAACUUCCAUUGUUUGAAAUUUCUACCAUCAAACUUCUCAAUUUUCAUUGAAUUUAAAUUUUCCAUUUUGAAUUGCGAUCUUCACUUUCUUUGGAAAAAAAUUCCCGGGAAAUAUUUCCUUUCUUCUCCUCUUUACUCAAUAUCUAUUACCUUGAUCGGCUUUUCUGGGCCCGUAACCACUUAAAUUACUUAAAUUGGGCAGUGGUUAAGGGAAUAAAAUUAAAGAUAUAUUGUAAGAAUUGUCAAAAGUACGUUUUUAUUAUUGGUUGCUAAGCACCGAUGCCAUAGUCUUUUUAAUUUAGUUUUUUAAUACUUAAUAAUUAUUUUUGUUUAUUCUGUAUUUAUUGGAUGAGACACUUUGCCUAGAAGCUUAUGUAUUUACAUAGUAAUAUUUGUGAGAUUUUUCUUUAUUAUCCAUAUUAUACGUUGUCGUUUCGUUUUGAUACUAGUCGGUAGAUCUGCUUUUUGGGUCGACAAACAAAGUAUUUUGUAUGUGCGGCACAUUCAUCAAUAUUGCUAUGUUGUGUGGUAAUCUCAAAUGCAAAACGCCCCUUUUGUUCUAAGGAAUACGACGUUUCCCUACGUACUAUAGAAGUAAAAAUCUAAUCGUAUAAACUAUUACUACAAAAAGGGAAAUAAUUUUGUCAGUUCGACCUAUUAUAUCCUAUACAAAUGGGACUCAUCGGUUAUAAAAUGUAUUUGUUGACUUUAGUUGUGAUAUUUAUCCUAUUAUUUUUUUCACUAUUGAACCUAGCUGAUUAUCUCCUUGCCACAUCAGAUAUUUAUCGCCUGUAUCUGUGGUAACAAAUAUACUUCAAAUGUACUAUAUUGACAUAAUCUCCUGAGGGUAUUAAAUCAACUAAUUUAAAUCGUACACAUAUAUUUUUUAUAAGCAAGUAUGUGUUGAUUUUUUCUAAUUCUACGCACUAUUCAAUAUUUUGAUAUUUCGAAAAAGUUCCUAAAAUUUCCUUUUAAUAUGUAAACAACCAUUGAAGUCCAAAUAUCGCCCAUACAAUUACAAAGGAAAUAAAGAUAAUCAAAUCAAAAACUUCGAAUAAUAAUAUCCUUGCUAGAAAGUGACGGCGACAUAAUAUAUUUAUAUAUUCAAGGUUGUCCGUUUUUAGUAUUGUUUAGAAAUGGACUAUAAUAUAAAUUGUCUAUGCUUUGUGUAUUCGUGUAAUAAUGGAGAAUUACUGUUUUAGUAGAUAAUCUGCCAAUAUGUCUAGUAAUGUAUUCGUUGUUUUAGUAUACUAGCGUUGCACUGGUUUGUCUGCCCACUGCGCAAAAUUCCUAUACGUGCCAUAAAAAUAUUUUAACACUUUGUAAGGUUGAGAGAGGCAAGGGCCGAACUCUGGUCUACGGAUUGCGUAUUUUACUUAAAAGUUACAAAUUAUAUUUCUUUUUAUUCAAUAUUUAGAUAUAACUUUUUUGAAUUGUGAUAUCUGUAACCUGAGUUUAGACAUAUAGUCCACCAAGAAUAAUACUGAUUGUCAAUUUUGAGUUCUAUUUGUUUAGGCAUAAGGGUGAUUUCUUGUUGGACUAGGCCCCGUUUGUUGCAUUUUGUAUGACCGUUUAUUUAAUAAGAUGAUGUGAAUAAGCAUUAAUUUCUACCAUUUAGGUAGUAAAUGGAUUUUUUAAUAAAUAACAAAAACUACAA